AUGACUAUUAAAGCCAAACUCACAGAUUCACAAGGUGAGACUGAUCAUCAAAAUGAAAGCAGUCUGCUUCAAGCUAGAAAAAUAUUUACCAGCGCCAAAUCAAAUACUGGUUUUGGAGUAUUUCCAACCCAAUUCAAUCGUAUAAGCAUGCAAACUAAUUCAACUGAAUAUGCACAACAAUUACUCAUUGAUCAAGACAAUAGAAGAACAUACAAAUUCCAUCAGAACAUCAAAAACUUUGCCCAAACCCCAACAAACAUGCAAUUGUUGACUAACGUAAGUGAGGAAUUACCUGAGAUUGGUGGCGCUGCGGUUUUGUUGUCAAACAUUUUGUCAGACAGGUGGAGAGCAAAGUACAAACUUGUUCAUAUUGUGAGAACCCAAAAAGAAGCUGAUGAUAAGGCCUUCCAGUGCGGGUAUCAGGAGCAAGAUGACAAUGGAAAAAUCGGAGUUUCUCUCUCCAAGGAUCUGAUGGCGAUCGCCGGUGGUGCUCUGAGGACUAAUAUCAUAACAAUGGAUCCUCUAGUUCUUCCAAUCAGUGAACAACUCAUUUUCUUUGCCACCCUUGUUACAAGAAAACUGUUUGAUUCGAAAAUCAAUCCUUAUAUCCCAGAUUUCAAGCUAGCUUUUGAUCAUUUCUGCAUCCACGCCGGUGGGAGAGCUGUGAUUGAUGAACUGGAGAAGAAUUUGCAGCUCCUCCCACUUCAUGUCGAGGCUUGUCGGAUGACUCUGCAUCGAUUUGGGAACACAAGCUCGAGCUCGGUUUGGUACAAAUUGGCCUACGCCGAGGCGAAAGGGAGGAUGAGAAAGGGUAAUAGUGUUAGCAAAAUAGGAUUUCACCAAAUUAAAAGACACUGUCCUUAA
Molecule: messenger RNA, 864 nt
Organism: Ilex paraguariensis (yerba mate)
Lineage: Eukaryota; Viridiplantae; Streptophyta; Magnoliopsida; Aquifoliales; Aquifoliaceae
Source: the annotation of a GenBank genome assembly